Epinephelus lanceolatus (giant grouper) is the source of this 4159-nucleotide messenger RNA. The record is from RefSeq and is a predicted model, not a curated record. Lineage: Eukaryota; Metazoa; Chordata; Actinopteri; Perciformes; Serranidae.
CACCAGCUCCAUACAGCAGUUGUUGACAGACGCUGGAGUGGAGGGAUUGGGUAGGAUUUUUUUUACAAGUAGCUGGUAGUUGGCCUUUGAUAUUAAAUACUAAAAUGUGCGGGUAUGUGCAUUUUUAACAGUCGGGCCAGCAAAGAACAAAACUGGAAGACAGUAACAUCGUCAGAGCUGGUGGGUUUGAGAAGGGGAUACAGCUGGCGUGUCUAACCAGAGGGGAGAGCUACGAUGCUGUGCUGGGGAAAUGCCUCCUACGGACAGUUAGGCUUGGGUGGGAUUGAUGAGGAGAUUGUGGUUGAGCCACGAAAAUGUGAGUUCUUUCAGGGGAAGCAAGUGUGUGAUGUGGGGUGUGGCCACAGACACACAGCCUUCCUGCUGGAGGAUGGAACAGUAUACACCUGUGGCUGCAAUGACCUGGGGCAGCUGGGACAUGAGAAGUCCAGAAAGAAACCAGAGCAGGUAGUGGCCCUGGAUGCACAGAUCAUACUGGCAGUGUCGUGUGGAGAGGCUCAUACACUCGCCCUGAAUGACAAAGGGCAGGUUUUCUCAUGGGGUCAGGGCUCAGAUGGGCAGCUGGGCCUAAAUAACUUUGAAGAAUGUGUUCGUGUGCCUAGAAAUAUCAAGAGUUUGUCAGAUGUACAAAUUGCUCAGGUAGCCUGUGGGUUUUGGCACUCCCAUGCACUUUCAAGAGGAGGGCAAAUCUUCUCCUGGGGCCACAAUCGAUACGGACAACUUGGGAUAGGAAUAAAUGGACAGAGCAUUUCCACGCCCCAAAUCAUUCAGUCUGUACAGGGUAUUCCUUUUGCCCAGAUAUCAGCAGGUGGAGCUCACAGCUUUGCCCUCACUCUCUCAGGAGCAGUGUUUGGAUGGGGGCGCAACAAGUUUGGUCAGCUGGGUCUCAAUGACAGCAAGGAUCGGUAUUUCCCAACUUUGCUGAAGUCCCUCAGAUCGCAGAGAGUGAUUUACAUCGCCUGUGGAGAGGAUCACACGGCAGCACUGACCAAGGAAGGAGGUGUGUUUACAUUUGGAGCAGGAGGGUACGGACAACUCGGACAUAACUCUACAAACCAUGAAAUCAACCCUAGGAAAGUGUUUGAGCUCAUGGGAAAUGUAGUCACGCAGAUUUCAUGUGGAAGGCAGCACACGCUCGCUUUCACACCCUCCUGUGGAAAGAUGGACUCAUUUGGGCUUGGUGGUAACGGGCAGCUUGGUACACGCUCCACUUGCAACAGAAAAAGCCCCGCCCCCGUGAAAGGCCCCUGGGUAGCCUCCAGUUCUCCAGGGGAUAUAGACUCGGAACAGGGCUGUUGUGUCAAGAGGAUUUAUGCCGGAGGAGACCAGAGUUUUGCUCACUACUGCACCAACAAUAAACUCCAGGACAUAGAUGACGUGAGGAUACAAGAUCCCCACAGGAAGAUUUAUACAUUGAAUCAGGACAUCAUAGACAAGUGGUUGAACCACUCACCAGGAAGACUCCCGCAAGAAAUCGCCAAUGAGAUUGACCUCGUGUUCUCCUCAGCAAGCUGCCUCAAUGGAUCUUUUCUGUCAAAGAGUCAUCCAGAUCACUACAGUACCAGCAGUAAAUGUUCAGGGGUGGAUAUGAACACAGCCCGACUCCUGUUUCACAGACUGGUUCAGCAAGAUCACCCUGAGAUCGCUCAGCAGAUCGCUGCCAGUUUGGAAAAGAACCUAAUUCCCAGACUAAGCAGCUCUCCUCCAGACAUUGAAGCCCUGAGACUCUACCUCACUCUGCCAGAAUGCCCUCUCUUCAGUGACCGAAAUAAUUAUGUGACUAUCUCUAUCCCAUUUGCCAAAUCACUCCUCAAUUUGAAAGAGGCUCCACUGAAGGUGCUGGGAAACUGGUGGUCUACGUUUGAGUCCCAGGUCUUCCAGCGGCUGGUUGAGUUGUAUAAGGAAGUGGUGGUGUAUCUGCUUCAGAUGCACAAGAUGGGCAUUCCUUCGGUAGAGCAGAGAAUUUUCACCUGUUUCCUGGACACGUCCCUCAGACUACUGGAGAUCCUGCACACGGUGAGUGAGAGAGCAGGACACAUCAUUCAGUACGAUAAAUUCUACAUCCAUGAGUUGGAUGACUUAAUAGACAUCAGAAAUGAUUACGUCACGUGGAUUCAGAGGCAGAUGUACCCAAUGGGUCAUGACGGUGUGGUGACUCUAUGCAGGUAUCCCUUUGUAUUUGAUGCCCAAGCAAAGACCACACUGCUUCACACUGAUGCUGUCAUACAGAUGCAGAUGGCAGUGGACCAAGCACAGAUGCAGAACUUCAGCUCUAUGUUCCUGCCAGCGGUGGAAUCUGUCAACCCGUGCCUCAUCCUCAUUGUUCGGAGAGAAAACAUUGUUGGAGACACCAUGGAAGUCCUCAGGAAGUCUAAGAAUGUCGAUUACAAGAAACCACUCAAGGUGAUCUUUGUGGGAGAAGAGGCAGUCGAUGCAGGAGGCGUGAGAAAAGAGUUCUUCCUCCUGAUCAUGAAAGAGCUGCUGGAUCCAAAAUAUGGGAUGUUUCGUUACCACGAGGAGUCCAGGCUCAUCUGGUUUUCAAACAAGACUUUUGAGGACAUUGACUUAUUCAACCUCAUUGGGGUCAUCUGUGGUCUGGCCAUCUACAAUCUCACUAUAGUGGAGCUCAACUUCCCCGUGGCCCUUUACAAGAAGCUCCUGAAGAGGAAGCCGACACUAGAUGACCUGAAAGAGCUAAUGCCAGAUGUGGGAAGGAGUCUGCAGCAGUUACUGGACUACGAAGAGGAUGACCUGGAGGACACCUUCUGCUUGAACUUCACAGUCACAGAGGAAAACUAUGGUGCCACAGAGGUCUUGGAACUAAUACCAGGCGGCGAAGACAUCAAUGUCAAUAAAUCAAACAGGCAAGAUUUCGUCAGUGCAUACGUAGACUACAUUUUCAACACAUCAGUGGCCCCACUGUUCGAGUGCUUCUACGCUGGCUUCCACAAGGUGUGCGGUGGAAAAGUUCUAGAGCUGUUCCAGCCAAACGAACUGCAAGCCAUGGUCAUCGGCAACACCAACUAUGACUGGACAGAGCUCGAAAAGAGCACUGAAUACAAAGGGGAGUACUGGAAGGAUCAUCCCACCAUCAGGCUCUUCUGGGAGGUGUUCCACAGUCUUCCUUUAGAGAAGAAAAAGCAGUUUCUCUUGUUCCUCACAGGAAGUGACCGCAUACCCAUUUUGGGCAUGAAAAGCCUGAAGUUGGUCAUCCAGCCCACUGGUGGAGGGGAGCAUUACCUGCCCGUGGCCCACACCUGCUUCAACCUGCUGGACCUGCCUAAGUACACGAGUCGGGAAACGCUCCGGGAGAAGCUUUUACAGGCCAUAGAUCAUAAUCAAGGCUUUAAUCUGGCCUGAUUGUACACAGAAAUGCCUAGAACUCCAUGUCCAGACUGUUGAUGGCAACCACAUUCCCACAUGUCUUGUUUCGCAGUCUGAAUGCUGCUGUAAGAAUUGAACACUGAGUGGAAAGAGGUGGAGGCCACAUGACAUUAGAACUGAUUAAGAGUUGGACUUUCACAGGAAAUCUUAACUUUGAUUUUCUAGCUUUUUUCCCAUGCCAUCACAGUAUUUGAUGCUCUUAUUACAAGUUGAUUCACAUUUGAUAUUACUCUUAUAGAUAUGAUUUUAUUCAUGUCUGGAUAUGAGGAGUGUGAUGAAGCAAACUGCUAUGUAGAGAGAGAGCAGGGUAUGCGUAUAGCAACAUCAACACCUGUGAAAUAUAGUGAAAUGCAGUAGCACUACCUUUCUGAAGCUUAGAAAAUAAUAGUGAGAUGUUUCUGUCUGUACUGGUGAGAAAAACUACACUUUGGCCUAAAAAUGACCAAAUUUAAAUCGAUACCUCUCUGACAGGGUCCUAAUGGAAAUGUGACAUUUUAAGCUCCACUGUGGUAGUAGUUGCUGCAUGGCUACUGCAGUUAAUCAUAUUAUAUUUUGCAGGAGGUAAUGAUGUUGUGUCAACCCCCUUUGUAUUAAAUGUUUGAACCCAGACAAUGUAAACUAACUCUCUUUAUGUUUGACAUAAGUUUUGUUGUGACAUUUGAUUGAGAGCAAGCAUUUGCUUUAUAUCCAGCGUGGAUUUUCAUGGCUGUCCACCUGAAAACAAUCCACAAAUUAAAAACUAAGUACAGCCACUGAA